GCUUGCAGCAGAGUGUUACACAGUCAAACUGGUAAAGCUGCUUCACGGGAUGAAGUGGUUUGGCAGUAUGUCCCUCAGCAGCAAAAGAAGUAAGAGGAGGAGUAGAAGGGGCAGCAAUCGCAGCUGUAACGGCGGAAGUAAUAGCACGCUGCUCUCCCUGGCUCUCCUGGUGGCGUUGACCAUGAUAGCCGAUCCCGUGGCGGCUCAAAAGCAGCGAACUGGUGGCUCAGAAAAAGUGCCGGUCCUGAACAUUGCAGUGAUCCUGGGACGCACGCGCUACAUCUCAGACCGGGACAUCCGAGCGCUGUGGAGCAAAGAAGACCCCAUCGAUGUCAACGUGGUCACACUGCUGGUCAAUGAGACUGAUCCAAAAAGCAUCAUCACCCACAUGUGCGACCUGAUGUCUGGAACCAAGAUCCACGGCGUGGUGUUCGGGGACGGCACUGACCAAGAGGCCAUCGCCCAGAUUUUGGAUUUUAUUUCCUCGCAGACGCUCAUACCAAUCUUGGGCAUUCAUGGAGGUUCGUCCAUGAUCAUGGCUGACAAGGAUGUGAAGUCAACGUUCUUCCAGUUUGGUGCCUCCAUCCAACAGGAGGCUCUGCUCAUGCUGAACAUCAUGGAAGAGUAUGACUGGCACAUAUUUUCCAUUGUCACAUCAAAGUUCCCAGGCUACCAGGAAUUCAUCAACAUCUUGAAAACUACUGUGGACAACAGUUUUGUGGGUUGGGACCUGCAGAAUAUCAUCACUCUGGAUGCCGUGGAGGAAGACAGCCGUUCUCAGAUCAUGCUGAAGAAGGUCCAGUCUCCAGUGGUCCUGCUGUACUGCUCCAAAGAUGAGGCGGUGUACAUCCUGGAGGAGGCACGCUCUCUGGGCCUCACCGGAUUCGGAUACAUCUGGAUUGUGCCAUCACUCACUACCGGCAACCCAGAAAUAACGCCAGACGCGUUCCCAUCGGGAAUGAUCUCGGUGUCGUACGAUGACUGGGAUUAUCCGCUGGAGGCGCGUGUUCGUGACGGAAUAGGCAUCAUAACGUCAGCGGCGGCAGCCAUGUUGGAUGAGUACGGCGACAUCCCUGAAGCCAAGACAGAAUGUUCUGUCCACCCUUUGCCCCACUAUAUCUCAUCCUCUGCUCCUUUCAUUCUCAGAUACAUGAUGAAUGUGACGUGGGAUGGCAGAGACUUGUCCUUCACAGAAGACGGCUACCAGGAAAACCCAAAGCUGGUGGUCAUUGUUCUUAACAAGGAGAGAGAGUGGGAGAAGAUGGGAAAACUGGACAAUCGUAGUCUGACACUAAAGUAUCCCGUGUGGCCACGUUUCAACUCCUUUGGUGACGCUGAGCUUGAUGACAACCACCUGUCCAUCGUCACCUUAGAGGAGAAACCCUUUGUCAUUGUGGAGGACGUGGAAAGACUCACUGGUACCUGCAUGAGGAACUCUGUGCCGUGUAGGAAGCAUAUCAAAGACAACACGACCGAGGCUGGUGGGACGUAUAUCAAGAAGUGCUGCAAAGGUUUCUGCAUCGACAUUCUGAAAAAGAUAGCCAAGUAUGUGAAGUUCACCUAUGACCUGUACCUGGUUACCAAUGGCAAGCAUGGCAAGAAGAUCAACAACGUCUGGAAUGGGAUGGUGGGAGAGGUGGUCUAUAAGAAAGCCGUCAUGGCCGUCGGAUCUCUGACGAUCAAUGAGGAGCGUUCUGAGGUCAUCGAUUUCUCCGUCCCGUUCGUGGAAACUGGGAUCAGUGUCAUGGUGUCCCGUAGCAAUGGAACUGUGUCCCCAUCAGCCUUCCUUGAGCCAUUCAGUGCAUCAGUGUGGGUGAUGAUGUUUGUGAUGCUCCUGCUGGUGACUGCAAUGGCUGUCUUCAUGUUCGAAUACAUCAGUCCUCUUGGCUUCAACAGAAACUUGGCACAGGGAAAAGACCCUCACGGCCCUUCCUUCACCAUGGGCAAGGCAGUGUGGUUGCUGUGGGGUCUGGUCUUCAACAACUCUGUGCCGGUGCAAAACCCAAAAGGAACCACCAGCAAGUUCAUAGUGUCAGUUUGGGCCUUCUUCGCUGUCAUCUUCUUGGCCUCCUACACUGCUAACCUGGCCGCCUUCAUGAUUCAGGAGGAGUUUGUCGACCAAGUCACCGGGCUUUCAGACAACAAGUUUCAGAACCCAUAUGCUUACUCGCCUCCGUUCCGCUUCGGGACCGUUCCAAAUGGUUCCACUGAAAGGAACAUCAGGAAGAACUACCCCGCCAUGCACCAGUAUAUGGUGAAGUAUCACCAAACUGGAGUCCAGGACGCACUCGUCAGCCUCAAAACGGGCAAGCUGGACGCCUUCAUCUAUGACGCUGCAGUGCUGAACUACAUGGCCGGUAGAGAUGAGGGAUGUAAGCUGGUGACCAUUGGUAGCGGGUACAUCUUUGCUACCACCGGCUAUGGGAUUGCUCUACAAAAAGGUUCCUACUGGAAACGACAGGUGGACCUGGCUAUCCUAGCAAUUAUCGGCGAUGGUGAAAUGGAGGAACUAGAAGCCCAGUGGCUCACAGGAAUUUGCCACAAUGAGAAGAACGAGGUGAUGUCCAGUCAGCUGGAUGUUGACAACAUGGCAGGGGUCUUCUACAUGCUGGCCACAGCCAUGGGGCUUUCCCUCAUUACCUUUGUCUCUGAGCAUCUCUUCUACUGGAGGCUUAGAUACUGCUUCACUGGGGUCUGCUCCGGCAAGCCGGGUCUUCUUUUCAGCAUCAGUCGGGGAAUCUGGAGUUGCAUCCAUGGAGUUCACAUUGACAUGAAGAAAAAGACAGACCUGGACUUUAGCCCCCAGGACAAAAUGCUGAAGCUCAUUAAGUCGGCCAAACAGAUGACCAACAUGUCUAACCUGGGUGGCUCCCGCAUGAACUCGCCCAAACGAGAGUUCAUGCACUCAGCUGGUCCUAUGAUCAUGGACAUGAUGGCAGAGAAGGGGAACUUCAUCUACGCUGACAACCGAAGCUAUGCCCCCAAAGAUAUGAUCUACGGGGAUGCUGGUGACCUGCAGUCCUAUCUCGCUAACCGCCACAAAGAUCAUCUUAACAACUACAUCUUCCAGGGAGGUCAGCAUCCUUUAACCCUGAAUGAUGCCAAUCCCAACACAGUGGAGGUAGCAGUAAGUGCUGACGCAGUCCAGACUAAUGCAAAGCCGCAACGUACGCUGUGGAAGAAGUCGGUGGACACGGUUCGCUCAGUACCACCCGGGCCCUCGCCGAUGCCUGACAUGCUGAUGCCAGACCCACGAAUGUCAAUGAAGACGCAGCGGUACCUCCCUGAAGACGCAGCCCAUUCUGACAUCUCAGACUGUUCUAGUAGAGCAGCCUCCUACAAGGACCCAGAAAACAACAAGCACCUGAAGCCCAAGGACAACUUAAAAAAAAGAUCGGUGACGUCAAAAUACCCAAGGGAUUGCAGUGAGGUGGAGCUGUCCUACUUAAAGACUAAGCAGGUCAGCGGCGGAACCAACCAAACUGGGAGAGGAGGAGGAGGAGAGAAAAUCUACACUAUCGACUCAGACCGGGAGCUGAGCCUCCACUCAGACCCCAUUCACUACCGUGAGAGCCGCGGUCUUGCUGCGGAUGAUUUGGAAUACCCCGAAAUCUACUCCGACCACAGUGACAACUAUAGGAAGUGUGAGCAGCCCAUUAUUCAUCUGAACUCCUCGCCUUUGCAUCAUACAGACUCGGAUCUUCUACCAGAUCCAACUUACUCAAAACACUACAACCUGAAAGAGAAAAACCUUGCCCUGUCCCCGCAUGAAUCCAUUGAUCGCUACAAACAGACACACUGCCGUUCCUGCUUAUCCAAAGUGACUGCUAGCUACCCACCUGCAGGGCCGUACUCCUCUACUGGUUCUGCCUCAGCUUCGGGCACACGUUCACCUUAUAAUCGGUGUGAAGCGUGCCUCCACACGGCCAACCUGUAUGACAUUAGUGAGGACCAGCUCCUUGCAGACCCUUUGGUCAGUCCUACCAUGCAUCACCAACAGCAGCAGCAACCGGAUGAAAUGUUUGGUCUGUACUGGCCACAGACAGAUGGGCCGCAUGUCCAAAAAAGAAAUCGCUUGAGGCUGAGUCGUCAGCACUCCUUUGACAACAUCAUGCUUGAAAAGCCCAAAGAUGUAGAUCUGGGCCGACCGGCACGCAGUGUCAGCCUCAAGGAGAAGGAUCGCUUCUUGGACUCCACGUCUGACUCGCACUACGCAAACCUCUUUGGUAUGCGUCCCUACUCUGGCAGACUCUUUGGCACUGGGUCCAAGUCCAUGCUGUUUAACCACAACCUAGAGGAGAGCAAGAGGAGCAAGUCCCUGUACCCGGCCCAUGGCUCGGAAAACCCUUUUCUCAGUCAUUCGCUGAGGGAUGACACCAGCAGCAGACUGGUCCAUGGGCGUAGCUCCUCUGAUAUUUACCAACAGCUUUCAGUGGCCCCCAUCAAUACACGCAACGAUGCGAACAAUCUCCGCUCUUCUGUUAAAUCCACCACUUCAUUUUGCUCACGGGACGGGCGGAUAGCUAAUGACAUGUACAAUAAAGAGCAUGCGAUGCCUUACUCAGCCAAUAAGACUAGUGCAUACCCAGCCCCACGUGGCGUCCUAAACUCAGCCCAGUUCAGCAAUAGACGGGUGUAUAAAAAAAUUCCCAGUCUGGAGUCAGAUGUUUAGUUGAUAUAAGAAAUAAUGUGUUCUCUCCUUCUUA
Molecule: messenger RNA, 4706 nt
Organism: Oreochromis aureus
Lineage: Eukaryota; Metazoa; Chordata; Actinopteri; Cichliformes; Cichlidae
Gene: grin2aa
Product: glutamate receptor, ionotropic, N-methyl D-aspartate 2A, a
Exons: 16
Coding region: 50-4672 (1540 amino acids)
Biological process (GO): excitatory postsynaptic potential; monoatomic ion transport; synaptic transmission, glutamatergic
Cellular component (GO): plasma membrane; postsynaptic membrane; NMDA selective glutamate receptor complex
Molecular function (GO): transmitter-gated monoatomic ion channel activity involved in regulation of postsynaptic membrane potential; NMDA glutamate receptor activity
Source: RefSeq, a predicted model, not a curated record